Messenger RNA from Polypterus senegalus (gray bichir), 2259 nucleotides. RefSeq names its product leucine-rich repeat-containing protein 36-like. The coding region runs from base 36 to 1751 and encodes 571 amino acids. Lineage: Eukaryota; Metazoa; Chordata; Cladistia; Polypteriformes; Polypteridae. The transcript has 11 exons. The record is from RefSeq and is a predicted model, not a curated record.
UCUGGUCUUUUCUCAAACUGAAGUUUGUCUGAAAAAUGGCAACACGAGUCUUUUUGCGUUCUGACGAGGAGUUUAUGAAGGACAGUGAGAAGGACAUUGCAUCUCUAUACCUUAACAGCCCAGAGUCCCUGGGUAAAGGCAUCCAAGAUAAAGACAGAGAUCUCCUGAAGAAGAAAUCUGGACUUGAAGGUCUUCGAGGUGUCAAUUUGCCAGAUAAGUUUAAGUGGAAUCUUGGCUACACAACAGAAAAUGGCAUUCAGGAGAGCAUCACACAACGGGACCCCCAGCUAGCCCUCAGGUCUACGGAGAAGGUACAGGAUGUGCGGAGGUCCACAGAAGCUCUGUAUAAUGAUCUUCUUGAAGAAUACAGACAGCUGCCCUCUCCAGUUCGGUCUUCACUCCGAUCUCCAGGGAAAUCUCCCACUCGGCUCAAGGAGGGCUUCAGGGUGACAUUCGCAGACAACACCACUUUGGACUCGGCCUCUAAUGGUAAUGUGAAGCCAGCCUGGACAUCUACAGCUCAGACUUCUGUGUCCAAUGGAACAGAACGCACCUUUGCUUCCAGAGAGUCUCAGACUGCAAAGUCUGCAAAGACGGCCGAUACUGAUGAGAAGACAAAUAAUUUGAAGGGUGGUUUGCUGCUUGAGAAGCCCUACCAAACACCCUUCACUAAUCUUCUCAAGAGUCAGAUCAACAAGACUGAUGCUGAGGUGGAUGCAGACAAGGCAAAGAACCUGGAACCAGGCCUAUCCUCCAAGUACCUGGAUCCUACUCCUACCUACUGUGCUGAUCGGGUGUCCUCUCAUAAGGGCCUGGGUGACAGAUUCUCCUCAUCUCCUCUCACCUCCUUCACUUUUCCUUCCACCGAGGAACUCCUUAAGAAACCUUUGACUUGGUCCCAAGAGAAAACACAAAGGACUCGUCCUCAGUACCAUUCAUCCAGUUCAUCUAUACGGAGAACUGGCAGUUUGAACAGCCUGCUGAUGAAGCUGGAGCAGCGAGCACCUGUGGUGGAGGUUUCAGAGAGUCUGGGUAACCCGGCGCCACACAGCACCAGCCCACUUCCUAUUUCAAAUAUCCUUUCAGUGUUGAAGCAACUCCUAGACCUUGUUGACCGCCACUGGAAUGGCUCCAAAUCACUGCACCAGAAUCACGAGUUCUUGACUCCAGCACAUGAUUUGCUGGCAGGACUGAGCACCUCAGCAAGUGUAGAUUCUCAGCAAAUAAAGAAGCUGGAGCAGAAGAUCCAAGAACUGACUGAAGAGAACAGGUCUCUGAAGAGCCGACCCAGUAUGAUGCUCAAUUCACUGGAGCUGCAAAAAGUUAGGCUGCAGCUGACAGAGACCGAGGAUGACCUGGAAGCCCUGAAGACAAGAUUAGCUGAUGUGGUGCAAGAAAAUAACAAUCUGAGGAUGAAGAUAAUGAAGACAGAAUUGAAUUCCUCAUCCUCCCUGCUCUCUCCUGGAAUGGGUACUUCCCAGAAGAUGACAGAUCUAAGUGUCAGUCAGCAAAUAAAGCAUUUUGGCAGACUGGAGGAAGCCAUGAACAUGCUGCGGGAGAGCCACAGGUCCUUGGUUUCCACAAAUGAGUAUUUACUCCAGCGGCUUAGCAAAAGUGGGGAGCCAGCCAGUCACCCUCUUGAUGACUUCUCUUCCAAAGCCAUUGCGUCUCGACGUGCCACAGGGUCACCCCCUCUGACGUCUGCUGCACGAGUCAAUCAGUACAGCCGGCUCAGCACAUGCCCCAUUUGACUCAAUUACACCUGAUUUCAGUCUUGAAGACAAACCGAACCUCCAGACAAGACUUGGUCAACGCAUUUAGUACCAUAAGCAUUUAAAGAGAUUGCAAAGGGAGCAGAAUUACCUCCAGCCUUCCAGCUUGAGCCUCUGUGACUUUGGAUGUGCCCUCAUGUGUCCUUCAAGCAUUGCUCUCCGACUGACCACCACAAAGGUCAUACUGCAGUGGGAUUUCUGAUUGUACCUCCAUGCUUAUCAAGGAGGAUGAGGACGUCACUGAACACAGAAUAUUGAAAGGUUGAUAAGCAGGUUAAGACCACCCAAGCUUGACCGUUCAUUUACAUUCCAGAAUUUCUGAAUGCAUGUCCUUUGAAAGACUCAGUAAACGGCACACCAGGGAGGGUGGGCUGCCUGGACACGGAGUUGGAUGCAGUCUUGCAGUGACUGCCUUUACAUCAGGAGUCAUUCAAUGGCUGAAUUUUCAGAGCGGAUUUCUGGUCCUGGUCUUGGAGGAGCCACUGAA